This is a messenger RNA of Closterium sp. NIES-67, 2769 nucleotides long. The record is from the annotation of a GenBank genome assembly. NCBI's taxonomy places the organism in Eukaryota, Viridiplantae, Streptophyta, Zygnematophyceae, Desmidiales, Closteriaceae.
CAUGAUUCUCAGCUCAGGUGUCCGUCACAGAAUCCUAUCAUUUGUCGCUUCUCAUACUGCCUGCUCCUAUCGCCGAAGCAGGGGUAAGAAUGGACAACGCGACGCUUCACUGGCAGCUCGGCGCGCUUUUCCUGCUCACGUGCUUGGUUGCUUCUCCUGUUGGCUGUGCGCCGUUCGUCGACUCCCAAGCGAAAGCUCUCCUAGACUGCGAGGUAGCGUGGAAUCGGACGUUCGUCGGUUGGGACGUGGGCGGGGAAUGCAGCACAGCAGAAUGUGUCAGAUGCAAUGACCAAGGCAUGGUAACCAGCUUGAAUCUAUACAGGAAGGGCUUGACUGGAUCCCUUCCUUCCACCAUUGGCAACAUGAGCAGCCUGAAAAAAAUAGAGCUUGGAAGAAACGAUUUAAGUGGUUACAUACCUCCGGAGAUCAGCAAACUUUUGAGUCUGAGCCGCGUGGACUUAAGUGAGAAUGCUUUCAUUGGAUCCAUCCCAUCUGCUAUUGGCGGCCUCACUAACUUGACCAUCCUGAAUCUCAACUUCAACUUCCUGUCUGGGUGCAUCCCAGAAUCAGUUGGAAAUCUUACCCACUUGACAGUAUUAAGUUUGAGCUCGAACAGUUUAAGUGGCGCUGUUCCAGCAGAGAUCGGGAAACUCGAAAAUCUUAGCUUUUUGGAUUUAAGUCAUAAUGCCUUAACCGAUUCAAUUCCGUCUACUAUUGGCAGCCUCAGCGUCCUCGAGAAGCUAAGUCUCAACUUCAACUUCCUGUCAGGGUCCAUCCCAGAAUCCGUUGGGAACAUGACCAAGUUGACAGAGUUACACAUUCACCGGAACAAUCUAAGUGGCAGCAUUCCUGAAUCUAUCAGCAAGCUACAGAAUCUGAUUAGACUUUACAUUUCGGACAACCAUAUAACGGGCUCAAUACCAGCAGCAAUGGGCAACCUUCUGAACCUGAAAGAUUGGAACAUUGGAACGCGCAUUGCAUGCCCGACAGAUUACAGCAGCUGUGUGGUGAAGCAAAAUAAGUCGACUGUUUUUUGUCGGAGGUGCUCCUCCUUCUCUAGCACUUGUGACAAGGCGUCGCCACCCUCUCCAGCACCUCCUCCCACACCCGGAGCGUCUCCCUCUCCGUCUGAAAGCGGUCCAUCAGCGGGUUUUAUCGCUGGCAUUUCCGUUGCUUCUGUAUUUGCCCUCGGGAUGCUUCUGCUCGGCGCAGUGAUGUGUGCGAGGCUCCACAAGAAAGAAGGGAUCACAAACAAGGAGCCCUUCGACGUGGUCACCUCUCGGCAAGGAAAGAAAUAUCUUGCCCUCGUGGUCUAGUGAACUUCAUCCUUUUCCUCAGUUCCCUUCCCCCACCCCCACACCUUGCACCCAACUAUCGUUUCUCUCUCCUGCUCCCUGCAUCUCCCAAGUCCUGCCCUGAAGAUCUCCACCAAUAACAGCCGAGCUCUUGCCAUCCACUUUCGCCAAAUGUGCAGCCAAACAACAUGAUGGAGGACACAACAACAACAAAGGAGCAGCAGCAGCUGCUGCUGCUGCGGCAGCAGCAGUAACAGGGGAUUACAGUGGUGGUGAUUUGGUUGUGGGUUUGGAGGCAGCACGGCCGCACGUGUGCCGUGAGUACUCCCUGGAAGAUGUGGCAAAGGCAACCGCGGAUUGGGUAGAAGGAAAUCGGAUCGGCAGUGGGAGCUUCGGCGAUGUCUACAAAGGCGUGUCGCCCCAAAACUGCAACCAAUUGUGGGCAGUAAAGCGGGCCAAAGUACUUACCAAUGACUUCCAGGUGGAGGUGAAGGAGAUGGCCGGCAAGCACUAUCCCCAUCUUGUGCGGCUGCUGGGCUACUGUAUAGACUUCAACCCAUCCACUCGACACAUGGAGCAGAUAUUGAUCUAUGAGUUUAUGGAAAACGGUGAUUUAGACAGCUGGAUUGGUCCUGGCGUUUCUAAUCCUCUUUCUCUGCAGCAGCGGCUGGAUGUUCUGAUUGGAGUGGCGAAGGGGCUGCAGUACCUUCAUGACUUCGGCAUUGUGCAUCGUGACAUAAAACCAGCAAACAUUCUCCUCGAUGGAAGGAUGCAGGCAAAGAUAGCUGAUUUUGGUCUUUUGAAGCUGAGUGAGGGGACAAGUGUAGCUGCGACUCGAGUUAUGGGAACACCAGGAUAUAUGGAUCCUGCAUAUUACAAGUCACACAAGGCCACUCCAGCAGCAGAUGUGCACAGCUUUGGAAUGGUGAUGCUGGUGGUUGUGACAGCACGCAAGGCCGUUCAUGUGACAGAGGACACGCAGGUCAACCUCAAGCAAUGGGUGGCUCCCUUAGUGGAGUCCAAGGACGUGGCAGUCCUCAAGGACCCUCUCUUGGAUGCGCCAAGUGACAUCGUGUUGCGUAUGGCUCGCCUUUCCCUCUCCUGCACGACCAUGCCACUUGCCUCGCGCCCCACCAUGCGCCAAGUGCUGGGGGAGCUGGUGAAGCUGAGAGCUGAGGUUGUGGGGGCAGAGGCAAGCGGGGCUGCAGCACGGAUUGAUAGGGAACUUGACACAUCACUAGACCUGGAUUUCAACUCCGCCAUUGCUCAUGCAAAGCAGAUGGGCAUGGGCUUAGGAAGUGACCCAUCGGAAACAGGAUGAUGUCUUUGCAGGCCGGAGGUGGAACAGUUGAUGGUAUCAUACACCCUUGGGUGGCUAUACAUUCUCCUAGACUCUGUACGCAAUAGAAGAGACUGCUACCUAUGCAUCGCAUACCAAUUAUUGUAUCAUGCUUCAUGAGUGUCACUUAGUACA